This is a messenger RNA of Pararge aegeria (speckled wood butterfly), 1480 nucleotides long. RefSeq names its product protein sprouty (gene sty). The transcript is spliced from 4 exons. Gene Ontology annotation, biological process: negative regulation of MAP kinase activity; multicellular organism development; animal organ development. The record is from RefSeq and is a predicted model, not a curated record. Gene Ontology annotation, cellular component: membrane; cytosol. The coding region runs from base 448 to 1089 and encodes 213 amino acids. Lineage: Eukaryota; Metazoa; Arthropoda; Insecta; Lepidoptera; Nymphalidae.
GCGAACGGCCGCGGGGUCGCCACGCAGCGUGCCGUCGCGCCUCGCGAGUCUAGUGACAAUUCUGAAUCGAAUCGCGAAUAAGAGUGAAGCCACACGAGUAUUGCCGCGACUUAUCUGCUACUAACAUCGUAGUGUUGGUGGGUGUCAGUCUGUCUGGUCCCUUUGUAAGUUCCACCACCGCAAAAAAUCGCAACGCACCAUGUGGCAAGUCACAGUAAACUAUACGUAGGGUAAUGCUGCGUCUCAGAUAUCGCACCGCACCGGCAAUGGUUCGUGUGGCUCCGCUCUAACUAACCAGUAACCUGUAACGAAUUUACGAAUUGCGAAAUCACGCAAUAGUUCCCAAAUCACCAGAGGAUACUAUCGGUCCGUGCCGGUCCCUGAGAAAAAUGUGGGGACGAUGAGGGAACAGGAAGGCGACGGCCCCGAGAGCCGUUAGACGACUCGAUGGACGAGUAUGGCGGGCCGGCGGCGCCGCCCCGGCCGCCCAAGCCGGCGGCGCGCGUGCACGGUGCGGGCGCGGCCGGCGGCGCGGGCGGCGCGCGCCAGCCCGCCGUGUCGCUGCUGCGGCCGCGCCCUGAAACCGAGCGCGAGCGCAACGCGUACGUGGAGGCGCCGCGCCGCGCACCGCCCGCGCCGCCUCACCGCCACGCCGCCGCACAGCCACUCAAGCCGGUGACGGCGCAGCCCGGCGCCGACAAGCGGCGUGCGCCCGCCGACUCGAUCGUGUGCGCCGAGUGCGGCCGCUGCCGCUGCUCGCAGUGCGCGCGGCCGCGGCCGCUGCCGUCGCACUGGCUGUGCGGCUCGUGCCUGUGCAGCGCGGAGGCGUGCGUGGACUACGCGUCGUGCAUGUGCUGCGCCAAGGCGCUGUUCUACCACUGCGGGAGCGGCGAGGAGGAGGCGGGCGAGCCAUGCGCGUGCGGGCCGCGCCUGGCGUGCGUAGCGGCGCUGUCCGUGCCGCUGCCGUGCCUGUGGCUGUACUGGCCGCUGCGCGGCUGCGCGGCGGCGGGCGCGGCGGUGUAUGCGCGCGCGCGCCGCUCCGGCUGCCGCUGCGCUGACGCGCCGCCGCCGCUCUCCAGUAUUAUCUAGUCCGCCGCCCGGGCGCCCGCGUUGUACAAAUAUUUAUUGGCGAGCGGAAGCUCCGAGCGCGCCGCGCGGGGUGGACUCGUGUGCAGUGAGGGCGCGGGGCCGCGGACUGCAGCCGCCCCGCGCCAGAGUGCCCGUGUCUUGUAAAUAUAGUCGUCUAGUGUGUGAAUGUACGUGAACGUGUCGCCCGAACGCAAAGUCUCAAAUUUUCUUGAGACCGAAACGUGUCAUAAGAAAACGCAAACAUUUAGUAUUUUGGAUUCCACACAAAUCCAAGGAAGAAGAUUAAGAAAUGAAUGAGAUAUAAAACUUACUUAUUAAGAUGUAGAUAAUUUACCAUUUAUUUAUUAACUGAAUUUGUAUUUAUUUGUAAAUAAAACGACAUUAUAUUAUA